This is a messenger RNA of Drosophila kikkawai, 878 nucleotides long. RefSeq names its product syndecan-3. NCBI's taxonomy places the organism in Eukaryota, Metazoa, Arthropoda, Insecta, Diptera, Drosophilidae. The record is from RefSeq and is a predicted model, not a curated record.
UUCGGUUCGGGACACCAGUAUCAUCUCAUAGAAAACCCAAAAUAUAAAAGGAUCCCUCGCCAAAAUGUCACUGCGAUACCUCCUUAUUGCAUCUGCAUUGCUGUUCGCUCUCUGCGGAGCUGACGUCUCGGAAAUAAAGCCGCAAAAUAUUGAUUUGCCAUUUAAUGACUUACUGCCACCAUUGGUGGAUGAGUCAAGUACCACGAGCACAACAUCGACAACUACCACCACCUUGAGGACGACAAGAUCGACGACCACAACAACGCUGGCCACGAAGCCAACCAAGAAACCCUAUUACACAAAGCCCGCCCAGCCGGCCAAGGAUGACAAGGUGAAGGCCAGUGCCGCAAAGCAGGACAUUCAGCUACUGUCCUUGGAUCUGCUGCCACCCUUCGAGGACGAGUCCAAGCCAGCGGAGGAGCAGACCCAUCAGGUGAUAAAGACCGAACCGAGUCCAGUGGUCAACAUCACCCCGCCAACUACCCUCAAGCCCGUGAUCAGGGUCAGUCAGCCCGCUGCUCCCAAGCCUGUGAUAAGGGUCCCGUCGCCUGCUGCUCCCCGGCCAGCGGUCAGGGUCAUUCAGCCGGCAUACUCGGUGCACCCCGCCCCACCGGCGGCACUGCCCGCUCAGGCCACCGUCCUGGGCAGCGGCUUUCAGUCCCGCUUCUCCAACUACUUCCUCACGAGCACUCCCCGUCCGAGACGCGGUCCUCUGCCCACGAUCACACCCUUUCCGCGCCACGUUCGGCUGUAGGAAUCCAUUUAAUUAGAUUAGAUAAGCAUUCAAAGGCCAAGUCAAAACUUAAAAUAAAUAAGAAGCGAGCAACACUGAGAUAAUGAGUGGAAAAUAUUCGGUAUUAUGUAUAAGCGACUGUUGA